CUGAGGAGAGACGCUGCGCAGAGAGGAGCUGAGGAGACGGACGAGGAGCCAACACACUCUCAUGUGGUUUAUUUACACACAUAUGUAUCUACAGAAUCAGUGUGACGCUGGUCUGAGCCUCUGGGUGCGUGUCUCCCGCUAAAAGACGCACGGACAGGACGCAUCCAACGCUCUUUAUCCACCCGAGUGUUCCGGACUUGUGGACAUAUACUGGAGUAAAAUCACUGGUUCGGACGCACUGGGAAUCUGCGGCGGAUGGGAUGUUGGGACAAGAAUCAUCCUGAGAGAUUCUGCUGCUUCAUUUUUCAUCCAGGAACAGACAAGUGCGCCGUUUUCCUCCUGAACGCAAAUGUCUCCACAUCACAGACUCAGCCCUGGAUUGUAGCAGCGGCCCCCCCGAUGGUCUGAACAAGGGCGUUAAGGUGCGGGAAGGGAGUGGGACAAUUACAGGAUGAGUGAGCGAUACACGCACAUCGGAAGUAAAGUGGCUCUACUCGUGAUGGUGCUCGUGGUCAGUGUCUGGGAGAUGACCGUACCAGCGGAAGGAGCUGCAGCAGCGCACGAGGUCCGAACGGGCACCUGCGAGGUGGUGGCGCUGCACCGCUGCUGCAACAAGAACAAAAUCGAGGAGCGGUCGCAAACUGUGAAGUGCUCCUGCUUUCCUGGGCAAGUGGCCGGCACCACCAGAGCCGCCCCGUCGUGUGUAGAUGCCUCGAUAGUGGAGCAGAAGUGGUGGUGCCAGAUGCACCCGUGCCUCGACGGGGAGGAAUGCAAAGUCCUUCCUGAUCUGAAGGGCUGGAGCUGUGCUACAGGGAACAAGAUCAAAACCACUAAGAUUUCUGCGGACAAAGAGCAGCUCUGGUAACAACAGAUGCUUCACGGAAGAGUCCAGGUGAAUCAACGGUUCUGGUCUCUGAUGGAUCAUCGGAGGAGAAAUGAAUAAUGCUGAGGACCUUCGUGUAUAUAGAGACUCUUUCUUCUGGACUGCAGUUAAUCCUUGGAAAACUCUGAAUGCUUCUUCUUGAACUCAAUGGACAUGAAACAGAGGAGUAGAUUCCAAUAAAACUACUGAUCAUUCAACACUUCUUUUUGGAGGACUAGCCUUAACGGACAACAGGAUUUAUUCUCUGACAUUGUUACUGCUCGUAGUGGAAUACAAAAGGUGAACUUUGCUUAUGUGUUAAUUUGUAGAGUACUAAGUUCUUUAUAGGGGAAUUUCCAUCACAAGUUGACGGGGGUGAACAGCGUGUCGGUUUGUUGAAAGCAGAUCUUCAUACGGAUUGUGAUUUUGUUUCAUCAGUCAGUUGUGACUUUCAUAUCCAACUAACUGUAUUUUCAAAUGAAUAUGAAAACAUGUGGCGAGGCAGCAGAUAUUCAGGGUGAUCUCAAACAAAAAACCACAUUCAUCAAUGUACCACACAAGGCCAGCUGAAGUACACCAGUGCUAUAAAAGAGCUGCAAAUCUUAAUCAUCAGGAAUCCUUCAAAUUUUGCUUAAAGAUAACCGGUCCAUGAUUAUUUCUUGGGGAACAGGGUCUGUGUGCUGUUUAUUUCUAGGACAUUUCAGUCUCCAGAAAUUGCUGCAGAGUGAGCGCUCUUCACCCUCACUAGCAGUUGAGUCGUUGAGCGACUCAGUAGUGUAUCAGGCUUUUGUUUGAUAUCUAGGAUCAACUUAAAGGUUAUGGCACAUUUAUUCAUUGGCGUAUUUUGGAUGCUUCCGCUUGAAUGGAUAACUUGGCUUGUUUAAUGUAUCAUGAGAACAACACGAUCACCCUGAACGUCCUGCCGAACCCUAAUGAAAGAUCUGGCAGUUCAGGAAUUUCAGGCUUGAAGAGCGAUUCCACUGACCAAAUUCUCAGUUACAGCACAAACUGAUCAGACCAACAAGCUGUUAACGGUCAGAAAGUUGGAUCCGCUCUUGGUUCAUGUUUUCUCUGAAAAUGACUCUGCCAUUUCCUGCCUCUUUUACCAGAUUUUGUGUUUCUAAGUCACAGCUCGGGUUCGGAUUCCAUACUGCGGGAUACGACAACGAUCCCAAAACGGUUUUCAACUAGUUACUCAAGUAUGAUUUGCUGAUCACCUUUAAGUAGGUAUCGCUGAACACUUCUUUUGUCUGUGUA
Molecule: messenger RNA, 2119 nt
Organism: Pleuronectes platessa (European plaice)
Lineage: Eukaryota; Metazoa; Chordata; Actinopteri; Pleuronectiformes; Pleuronectidae
Product: chemokine-like protein TAFA-2
Exons: 6
Coding region: 452-865 (137 amino acids)
Molecular function (GO): receptor ligand activity
Source: RefSeq, a predicted model, not a curated record